CUGUUUACAACUUCACAAUGACAUUUUCUCUUCUUACUUUUCACGGUGGUUCUUGUAUUGAGAAGAGCACCUCAGCACCAACGUCACUCCUGGAUUAGCCUACCUUUGAUUAUUUCACUACCUGUCUGAGCACCAGUAGAAUGUGGGUCGACUUGGCAUUAUCGGGCAGAUCACUGUCUGGAUGCCGCUUCAAUAAAUAGGUUAUCUGUCUGGCUGCUGGUUAGAGUCUGUCCGGUCACACUACAGGCGACAAGCACCUCCCCAUCCUCGGUAUUGCCCUUUUUCCUAACAUCACCAGCUAUAAGCUGCCCACCCUCGCAUUGUGAUGGAGGAUACAUUAUCAGUCUCCUCUGAGACCUGGAAACGUUCCAAUCGAAGAGGAAGGAAGACAGGCUGGUCCAACAUCUUUACAGGUGUGAACCUGCACCAGCUGCACAGACUGUUCAGAAGAGCAGGAGACAGACACUCUGAACAUCGGGCCAGGCUGGUGUGGAGGGACAUGGAUAGAGACACAGAGGGAUCAGAGGAGGAGGAAAAGGAGAGACAGGAUGAGGCCCUCUUGGUUCAGGCCUUGGUGGGGCUCCGGGUCAGAUCCAGGAAUAAAACAGGAAUGAGAACACACGGAAACAGAGACCGCAAGUGGCUCAGAGCACCAGGAUAUCUCAGGACUGUGGAGUCACCAUCCAACUCUGCUGAUGAAGAACAGGAGACCGACACACCGUCCAGGCUGGAGGAAGAAUCUCUGCUGGAACCUGGCCAAGACGUCUCAGAGAAUCCGAAGCCCUUCAAACCCAAUGCUCAGAGAUUGGAUCCAUCAAGAGAGGAGUGUGCCAGACCGUCUGAGCGCUACCUACACCGCAUCCUCCACUGAAACAGACCAGAGUCAUCAUCACUCAGUGGUGCAACGCAAUGAAACCAAAAUCAUGAACUGGAGGGAUGAUUUUGCAGGAAAGGACAGACUGAAUGAAACCUUAUGCUAAUAUACAUUCAACAUGUUAAACCCUAACCUACAGAAAUAACACUAACAAGGCUGCGGUCCGACCAUUACUCGUGCCCAAGCCUUAGAAAAUGUAGAUGUGUUUCUGUUGGAGAGGAUAUAGCAGCCGACAGAUGGAAACAGAUGAUUGUGUGAGAGCGAUGCAGCUUUGGCAGCACACCAGGUUGAAGGAGUUUCCUGUGCAGUUGGUGUUGAAAUAACGAAAACUCAAGAUGCAUUUACAUUGUACGGAAGAGUAUUACAUUCCCAUUAGAAAAAAAAUCGGCUCUGUUUUCUGAAUUAACGAGAUAACAGGCGCCUCAGUUGCACUCCUUGAGGACCGGUAUUUUUAGCAAUUGUCUGAUUAUCUCAUGAGUCAGCACGCAGCCAGCUUGGAUGAAUUUCAGAUGCAUCAUCUUAAAUCCUUGAAGCAUGCCGUAUGUGCUCAGCUGAUCCUGGAGAAAUGCUGCAACGUCCAGCAGAUCAGAAUUGACCUAACGUCUAAACAACUGCAAAGACCUCAGGUCCUUAACCCUAUAACAACAAGCUUAUCAUAUUUGAUACAUCAGUCUGUGAGACCUCUACAUCAUCAGUGUCAUAUAUUUUUUCUGACAAAACCUGAUGUAUACAAUCAAAUAUAUGCAGUGCACUGAUAAUCCACAAGGUGUGAGUAAUCCAUGCACCAAAGGGACGUCACUUGAGACAUCCAAAAUAGCAGCCAAUUUUGUCUUAGAGAGGAAAUAUACAAUAAUUUUAAAGGAAACUCAAAGUUUAAUAGUCUAGAGAAUGUUUUUAAUAUGUUUUAGUUUUUCUUUAAUAAAAGAAAAACUUUGUGCAAAAAAAUUGCACCAAAAUACCUGAUACCCACUCAAA
This is a messenger RNA of Notolabrus celidotus (New Zealand spotty), 1849 nucleotides long. It is a transcript of the gene avpi1, whose product is annotated as arginine vasopressin induced 1. The transcript is spliced from 3 exons. The coding region runs from base 326 to 871 and encodes 181 amino acids. The record is from RefSeq and is a predicted model, not a curated record. NCBI's taxonomy places the organism in Eukaryota, Metazoa, Chordata, Actinopteri, Labriformes, Labridae.